Bombyx mandarina (wild silkworm) is the source of this 5518-nucleotide messenger RNA. It is a transcript of the gene BRWD3, whose product is annotated as bromodomain and WD repeat-containing protein. Lineage: Eukaryota; Metazoa; Arthropoda; Insecta; Lepidoptera; Bombycidae. The record is from RefSeq and is a predicted model, not a curated record.
UUGCCGACGAAACAUACGCCAUUUUGCUAUUAUUCCAAGGGUUGCAUUAUCUGUUCGUCAACAAUGUAAAGUGAAAUGUUUUCGAAGAAUUUUCAGUGAAUGUGAUGAAUAAGUGUAGAUCUCUAUGUUGGAAUAAAAACUAGGAGAAUGGAGGAAUCCAACGAAGAGUAUAACGUAAUUCCAGAACUCUACUUUCUGAUAGCGAAAUUUCUGUCUGGUGGUCCACUUAAGGAAACUGCAAAGACACUGCUGAAAGAGCUCGAGACGAUCGAGGUGCUGCCGCGGCGACUGGACUGGCUGGGAACCGAACACACACAGUCCUAUGAGGAACUUGCAAGCCAGCACUCCGACGUGCAGUGGCGGCGGCUGGCGGCCGUGUGCGAGCGCGCGCUGCGGCUGGCCGGGCGGGGCGCGGCAGACGGGCGUCUGCCCCGCGACUCCGUGCGCGCCCGUCUAUCGCUGCUCGGAGAGGCGCUGGUGCGACCCCGACCGCAGCUGCCCUGCUCCGCACAGGAUCAUUCGCUCGUCCGGCGGCUGAUGUACCGGGAGCUGGGGUGCGGGGCGCGCGCGGGGGUGGCGGGGGACGCGAGCGGCAAGGAGGCCGUGUUCCCGCGCCGGCUGCUGUCCGGCCUGCAGCUGCAGCGCCGCACGCUAGGCCACCUCUCCGCGGUCUACUGCCUGGUCUUCGACUGCACCGGACGUUACGUCAUCACGGGCGCGGACGACCUGCUGGUGAAGGUGUGGAGCGCGCGGGACGGGCGGCUAGUGGGCACGCUGCGCGGGUGCGGCGCGGAGAUCACGGAUGUGUGCGUGUCGCGGGACGGCGCGCUGGUGGCGUGCGGCUCGGUGGAGCGCCUGGUGCGGGUCUGGUGCCUGGCCUCGGCCGCGCCGCGCGCCGUGUUGCACGCGCACCAGGGGACCAUCACCUCCGUGCACUGGUCGCCGUGCUUCCGCGGCGGCGUGCGGUGGCUGGCCUCCACGUCCACGGACGGCUCGGUGGCCUUCUGGACGUGCUCGGGGGAGGGGCAGUUCCUCUCGCGGCCCGUGCACUUCGUGGAGCGCACGCGGCCCGGGGCCUGCCACAUGAUCUGCGGGGCCUGGUCCCCCGGCGGAGCCCUGCUCGCCGCCGGCAGUGCGGACCACCACGUCAGGCUGUACGCGCUGGAGCCCUCGCCUAGGAGGAUACUAGAGGUGGCGGUGCACAGCGACGCCGUGGACAGCAUCGCGUGGGCGCACCGAGGUCUGAGGUUCGUCUCCGGUAGUAAGGACGGCACGGCGGCCGUGUGGAGCCUGCACGCGACGCAGUGGCGCCACGCCAUGCUGGUGCCCGCGGACCACGCCGGGGACGGGGCCGCCGCCGCCGGGGACGCCAAGAAACUCAAGGUGACCAUGGUCUGCUGGGACCGCAGCGACCGGUUCGUGGUCACGGCCGUGUCGGACCACACGCUGCGCGUCUGGUGCGAGCGCGGCCGGAUGCUGCGGGUGCUGCGCGGACACAAGGACGAGGCCUACGUGCUAGAGCCGCACCCGCGCCUGCCCGCCGUGCUGCUGUCCGCGGGCCACGACGGCCAGCUGUUCGUGUGGGACGUCGAGAACGGAGAGGUGCUGUGCAACUUCCAGAACACCAUAGCGGGGCAGGGCGAGGGCGCGGUGUUCGACGCCAAGUGGGGCGGGGACUGCUCCGUGGCGGCGUCCGACUCGCACGGACACGUGCUGCUGCUGGGGCUGGGCCAGGGACACCCGCUGCUGCACGAGCUGCCGCACGAGCUGUUCUUCCACACGGACUACAGGCCGCUCACCAGGGACGCGCUCGGCGGCGCACUGGACGAACAAACUGAGACCCCCCCUCACCUGAUGCCACCUCCGUUCCUGGUGGACGUCGAAGGAGCCCCGCACCCCGCGCGCUUCCAACGCCUGGUCCCGGGGCGCGAGCUGUUGGCGCCCGAGCUGCUCUCCCCCGCCGGGGCCUCGCCCCCCGGUGGCGCGGCGCCCGCCCCUCCCGGGGUGUGGAGGGGAGAAGGCGUAAGGCACGCGGGGGGAUCGUGGCUAGCGGACGCCUUACAACUACCCCCCUCGUGUAGACCCAUAGUCCCUCCCCUGCCUAGCUCCGUCAGGCAACAGAUUGAAGAAACUAGCUGCGAGGUCCAGGAGUGGGAACUGAGUUGGUAUCGACGCGAGAUGAGGCGGCGCCCCGUGAUGAUCUCGACGAGCGCGGAGGGGAGUGCCCGGGGACCGCCGCGGCCCCGCAAACGAGCCCCCCUGGUGCACGCCCCGCGCCCCGCCGCCCAGGUGUGGAGUGCGUCGGAGGCGGAGAGCGCGUCCGGCUCCGACUCGUCGGAUCCCUCCGUCCGGCUGUCCGCCUCGUCCGCGCCGCCGUCGGACUCCUCCAGCUCGCACUCCGGGACCCGCAGCGACGAUUCGGAGUCGUCCCAGUACUCGGACUGGGAGACCGGCGCCGCCCUCGCGCCCCCAGCGCGCGCCCGGCGGCGGCCCCUCCCCGCCGGCAGGUACCGGGGCGGACCGUCGCGCAACAAGCGGCCGCCGCCCCCCCGCAGCGAGGAGGGCGAGCCCCGGGACCGCAGUCCGGGCACCUCCGCGGGGGGCCGCCUGGAGCUGCCCGAGGAGUACCGCCCCGGCGAGUGGCUGACGGCCGUGUCUCCGCGGAAGGCUCCAUACCAUCCUCAGAUGGGGGACCAGUGCUUAUACUUCAAGCUGGGUCAUCAGAAAUACUUCGAGGCCGUGUCCGAGAAGGACGUGUACAAAGUGAAUCCCCGGGACAAGCCGUGGGAGAGGACGCAGAUAUACGACUGCGAGCUGGUGAAGGUGGUGGGCGUGAAGUAUGUGAUCAAGCCGCCGCGGCUGGUGUGCCUGCGGCUGUCGUGCCUGGAGGGCGCGCGGCCCCGCUCCUUCACCGUCAAGUACCACGACAUGGCUGACGUCAUCGACUUCCUCGUCCUCCGCCAGCAGUUCGACGCGGCCGCCGCCAGGAGAUGGAACGCGGGGGACAGGUUCAGGUGUAUGAUAGAUGACUCGUGGUGGACAGGCGUGGUGCUGGAGGGCGGAGUACCCGCGCCGGGCGACCUCGCCACAGAAGGGGCGCAGGCCUGGGGUGCCGCGGCCGCCGCUCACUUCUUGGCGCUACGGGUGCGCUGGGACAACGGAGAGGUCGAGAGACUGUCGCCCUGGGACCUCGAGCCGGUUGACCCGCACAGGUGUUUCUACCGGCGCGCGGCGGCGGCGCAGUUCGACGUGCGCUACCUGGCCAGCAACGCCGAGCGGUUCAACGACCGCCACUCCGCCAUCGUGCGCCAGGCGCGCCUGCUCACCGACCUGCUGCUGCACGUCAUCGAGAACUGGCGCGAGGUGCACGUGCUGGACAAGUACCACGAGCUGGCGGCCAGCUACCACUCCUCCGACGACGAGCCGCUCGCCGUCGCCAAGGCGGGCGGCUGGCGGCGGUGCUGCGCGCGCGUGCUGCGGGAGCUGCUGGUGUCCCCGGACGCGGAGCCCUUCACGCGGCCAGUCUCCCUGCAGCAGGCGCCCGACUACCACGCCGUGGUGUCGGAGCCGAUGGACCUGGGCACGGUGCAGCGCGGCCUGGAGGCGGGGGACUACUCCUCGGCGGAGCAGUUCCUGAGCGACGUGCGGCUGGUGUUCGCAAACAGCAGGCUCUACAACACCAACAAACGGAGCCGGAUAUACUCCAUGACGGUCCGACUGUCGGCGCUGUUCGAGGCGCUGUGGGUCCGGCUGGGACCCCGUGCCCCUCGCACUCCCCGCCGCGCCCCGCGCACGCGCCGGCCCCCCCGCGCACCCCGCACCAGGAACGAACACGGGGAGCGGCGCGGCGAGAGCGCGGCCUCCGACUCCAGCUCCGAGCGUGACUCCUGGGACAGCGACGCGCCACUGCACAAGCACAGAAAGGGCAAGGGCAUCGGCAAGAAGAGCAAGCCCCCUCCCCCCGCCGCGGAGCCCCUUCCGGGGACCAGCAGCAGGCUCACGGACGACGAGGCGUACGUCCCCGAGCAGAACGGAGUCGCGAGCGGCUCGGACUCGGAGAGCGUGUACUCCAACAUCGAGGUCGUGGAGGAGGAACUGGUCGAGGAGGACGUGCACCUCACCUACGACGAGGGCAGCGACCACCUCACCAGGGCCGACGGGAGUGGCAGCAGGGGCAGCAGGAAACGUCGCAGGAUCAGUUCGGGCAGCGACCGCAGCUCUCGGCGCAGGAAGAGGAAGGAACAGCACGGCAAGCGGGUCCGGGAGCGGGUUGUCGCGGCGUCCAGCUCGUCGUCCUCGUGGGGGUCGGCGGAGGGGGAGGAGGGGGGCGCCGAGGGGGGACACUACGAGUCGGACCGCUCGUACCGGCCGCGGUUCGAGUCCGACGAUGACGCGCCGCUGCACCUCUACCGGCGGCGCGCGGGCGGCGCGGGCGGGGAGCAGCCCGGCACGUCGCGAGCGCAGAACGGACACGCGAGGGCCUCGGGCUCUGGCGUGUCGCUGCGGUCGCGCCGGUCCCCGCGCCGCUACAACGAGGACAGCGAGGACGACUCCGCCGCCGUCAUCAGCAAGCGCUCCCAGCACCACCACCGCGCCAGGACGCAGAGCGCGGCGCCGCACGCCACGGACCACGACUACUACAACGGACACGCGUCCGACCACAGCGGGCUCGCAGCGGUUGGCGCAGUGUCCGUGUCGUCCCGGGGCAGGGUCCGCAAGCUGACGGCCAAGGCGCGCGGAUUGCUCCGGGAAUAGCAGCGGCCGUCUCCCUCCUCCUGGUGGCCGCGCCGCUAGCGGGGGGGCGGGGGGGGCGCGUGACGUCAACACUCACUGAUACGUGAGAUUAUUUCUGUUUGUCGCGGCAAACGAAACUAUCUGUUCAUGUGGUUAUUUACUGAUAUUAAUUCAUUUCACGACACGUGAGCGCGCGUGAGCCCGCGGAUGGUACACCCAUACAGAACAGUAAACGCGGCUUGUAGAUAUUUCGUGUGUACAAUGAAUUUGUUGCUGUUGACGAUCAAAAUCAGGCGAGACACACACUUGUAAUUUAUAAACACAAUAAGCCAUUUCUUAAACGAAUGUGUCCUUUAAAUUGUUCUAUCGAGGAGCCCGACUCGACUGUGAGCCUUGUGCCCCGGGAAUAGAGUCGAGAACUGUUCGGAUCUAGUAUUUGGAAUCUCAGACGCUCGGAGUUGUCAACGAGCGACAUCCGACGUUAUGGCUCCGUCGUCGACGAGAACUGUACAAGUAACUGUAAAGUAAAUGAAUUGUUAAUUAUUGUGUCGGCUGCGGCGCGGGGGGUUGGGGCGGGGGGACAGUGCGCGCGCGUGUGACGACAGUACGUCAAGUCUGGAACAACGAGCUUACUGCGUCCGGUCGCACUGUGGUGCGGGGUCGUUGAACUGUGUUCUGUACUUGUGAGAUCAUGUAAAUAUAGUUUUAAGAGGAAUUGUUUGUGUGUCUGUCUGUGUGUGUGCGACGUAGAGUAUCACACCGAGCUACGAAUAAAUAUAUUUUG